Vigna radiata var. radiata (mung bean) is the source of this 4216-nucleotide messenger RNA. RefSeq names its product putative disease resistance RPP13-like protein 1. Bases 623 to 4078 code for a protein of 1151 amino acids. The transcript is spliced from 2 exons. NCBI's taxonomy places the organism in Eukaryota, Viridiplantae, Streptophyta, Magnoliopsida, Fabales, Fabaceae. Gene Ontology annotation, molecular function: protein binding; ADP binding. Gene Ontology annotation, biological process: defense response to other organism. The record is from RefSeq and is a predicted model, not a curated record.
GUUUUAUGUUUUCAUUGUAAAUAUCAUGAAAACCAUUAAUACCACUUAUUUAAAUUAACAAUCUUAGAGGGAGUAAGAUGACAUUCAAUUAGCAACUCAAUCUUGAUCUACUAAACAAGUAGAUUAAAAUAAUUCUUGGAAAUUGUUUUUGUAAGAUGGUGACUUCAACUCUCCAACUCUCAAUGUCUUUACAAUUUAAAGAUAUAUAUGAAAGGACGUAUACAGUUAUUCACUAAUACCGUAUCAUGAACAUUGUAUAUCAUAUCCUUAUCAUUUGGUUAAAGAUAGCACAUAAAAUGUUUUAGUUUUUUUUUUCCUUUUAUUUUUCACUGCUGAAUUGUCAUUCUCAGACAUCCAUUCAUGGAUUACAGCUGUGAACAUUUUUAUGAUCAGAAAGGCUCAACAAUUAUUCCUUCACUGGGUCCCACAACCCGCUUUCCAUUUCAGGAUUUCAUACUUUCAUUCAUCACAGCCGUUGAAUGAAUAUCUAACUGCUCACAACUUAUAUUCCUUAGUCAGCUAAUUACUGAUUUCAUCGGUACAGCUUCUCUUCACUGAAUUACAGUUCGUAAACUUCGAUUUCAAAUUACACACUUGCAUUCACCAUUUUCCAACUCCUACAAUGGCAGCAGAACUUGUUGGUGGUGCUCUUCUUUCCGCUUUUCUUCAGGUUGCAUUCGACAGGCUGGCUUCUCCUCAAUUCGUUGACUUCUUUCGUCGAAGAAAACUUGAUGAUAAGCUUCUCGGAAACUUGAACAUCAUGCUGCACUCCAUCAAUGCUCUCGCUCAUGAUGCAGAACAGAAGCAGUUCACAGAUCCACACGUUAAAGCAUGGCUUUUUUCUGUNNUGGAAGCUCAAUCCGAACCUCAAACCUUUACUUACAAGGUAUCAAAUUUCUUCAACUCUACUUUCAAUUCCUUUAACAAGAAAAUUGAAUCAGAAAUGAAAGAAGUCCUAGAAAAACUAGAAUAUCUUGCAAAGCAAAAGGGUGCUCUUGGUUUGAAAGAGGAUACUUAUUCUGGUGAUAGAUCAGGUAUUAAAGUGUCACAGAAAUUGCCAUCAUCUUCUUUGGUGGUUGAAAGUAUUAUUUAUGGCAGAGAUGCUGACAAAGAAAUUAUCUUUAAUUGGCUCACAUCUGAGACCCACAAUCAAAACCUAUCCAUACUUUCCAUAGUGGGCAUGGGUGGAUUGGGUAAGACCACACUCGCCCAGCAUGUAUACAAUGACCAAAGAAUGGAGACUAAAUUUGAUAUAAGAGCUUGGGUGUGUGUUUCCGAUCAUUUUGAUGUUUUUACAGUGACAAAAACAAUUCUUGAGGCAAUUACUAAAUCUAAAGAUGAUAGCGGAGACCUAGAAAUGGUUCAUGGAAGAUUGAAAGGAAAAGUAUCUGGAAAGAAAUUUCUUCUUGUUUUGGAUGAUGUUUGGAACGAAAAGCUAGAAGAAUGGGAAGCUGUGCGAACUCCUCUUAGCUAUGGGGCUCCAGGAAGUAGAAUUCUUGUCACAACACGUAUUGAGAAAGUAGCUUCUAACAUGAGAUCUGAAGUGCAUCACCUAAAGCAAUUAGAAGAGAAUGAAUGCUGGAAAGUUUUUAACAAACAAGCUUUGAAAGAUGAUGAUCUUGAAUUAAAUGAUGAGAAAAAGGAGAUUGGUAGAAGGAUAGUUGAGAAGUGUAAAGGAUUACCUCUUGCUUUGAAAACAAUUGGAAGUCUUCUCCGCACAAAGUCAUCCAUUUUAGAUUGGAAGAGCGUAUUGGAAAGCCACAUAUGGGACUUAUCGAAAGAAGUUGAAAUUAUGCCUGCUUUGUUAUUGAGUUAUCAGCACCUUCCUUCUCACCUCAAGAGAUGCUUUGCUUACUGUGCGUUAUUUCCAAAAGAUCAUGAGUUUCUGAAGGAGGAAUUAAUUUUGUUUUGGAUGGGUGAAGGUUUUCUCUACCAUUCUCAACAGAACAAGAAUUUACUAGAAAUUGGUGAACAAUAUUUCGAUGAUUUAUUAACGAGGUCUUUCUUUUUUCCAUCAAACUUCGAAUUGCACUUCGUCAUGCAUGACCUUCUGAAUGAUUUGGCAAAAUAUGUUUGUGCAGACUUCUGUUUCAGGUUGAAAUUUGAUAAAGGAAAUUGUAUACCCAAAAUAACCCGUCAUUUUUCAUUUGCAUACGAUGAUAUAAGAUAUUUUGAUAGUUUUGGGAGUUUAACUGAUGCUAAAAGACUGCGUUCAUUUGUUCAGAUUACAAAUGACUGUCUAUUUCCAGGUCUUCCUGGUCCAUUCGAGAUUUUGAUUAGUGAAGUGUUCUCCAAGUUGAAGUUUUUACAUGUCUUAUCUUUGAAAGGGUAUUAUGGACUCAAAGAGGUCCCAGAUUCUGUAGGUAAUCUUAAACAUCUCCAUUUAUUGGACCUUUCUAGUACUAGGAUACAAAAACUACCUGACUCAGUAGGUUUGCUCUAUAACUUGCUAAUAUUGAGGUUGAAUGGUUGUUCAAAUUUGAAGGAAUUGCCUUCAAGUUUGCAUAAACUCACCAAAUUGCGUUGCCUAGAAUUUGAACGUACAGGGGUGACAAAGAUGCCAAUGCAUUUUGCAGAAUUGAAGAAUCUUCAUGUACUGAAUAUGUUUUGUGUCGGUAGAAACAGUGAGUUCAGUACUAAGCAGCUAGGAGGAAUCAACCUUCAUGGAAGGCUAUCAAUUAAUGAGCUGCAAAAUAUUGUGAAUCCUUCGGAUGCAUUAGAAGCAAAUUUGAAAAAUAAACACGUUGUGGAGCUAAAUUUAAUAUGGAAUUCGAAUCACAUCCCUAAUGAUCCAAGGAAAGAGAAGAAAGUGCUUGAGAAUCUACAACCUUCUAAUCAGUUGGAGCGUUUUUCAAUCAGGAGCUAUUGUGGUACACAAUUCCCAAGUUGGGUAUUUGAUAAUUCGUUAUCAAAUUUGGUAUCCUUAGAGUUAAAGGAUUGUAAAUAUUGCCUAUGUUUGCCUCCCCUUGGACUAUUGUCAUCUCUGAAGACCCUCGAGAUUACAGGACUUGAUGGAAUAGUGAGCAUUGGUGCUGAAUUUUAUGGGAGCAACUCUUCUUCAUUCAAGUGCUUGGAAAGAUUGCUAUUCUUCAAGAUGAAGGAAUGGGAAGAAUGGGAAUGUAAAACUACUUCUUUUCCACGUCUUGAACAACUUGUUAUCCAUGAUUGUCCCAAGUUGGAAGGUUUGUCAGAGCAACUUCUUCAUUUAAAGGACCUAUCUAUUGAGACAUGUGAUAGCCUCAUCAUCAGGGAACACAACGUAGACACAUCAACACUUGAAUGUUUGAAAACUUACUCAUGCCCACUUGUGAAUAUUCCCAUGACCCAUUAUGAUUUCCUUCAAGAUAUGACAAUUGUUGGUGGUUGUGACUCUCUUACAAUCUUUCAGCUAGAUUUAUUUCCAAUGCUCGGUUCACUUCAUCUGGGACGAUGCCAAAACCUACAAAGAAUUUCACAAGUGCAUGCUCAUAAUAAUCUCAAGGAAAUGUCAAUCUAUGAAUGUCCUCGAUUUGAAUCAUUUCCCAAUGAAGGAUUAUCUGCACCAUUGGUACAAAUAAUUGACAUUAGGCAAGUGGAGAAUUUAAUGUUGUUGCCAAAACGCAUGCAAAUCCUGCUUUCAUCUCUUACUGAACUGAAGAUAAUUGAUUGUCCAAAAGUGGAGAAGUUUCCAGACGAAGGUUUGCCAUCAAAGGUAAAAGACAUGUCUCUUUCAAGUUUAAAACUUAUCGCCUCUCUGCGAGAGAACUUGGAUGUCAACACAUGUCUUGAAAGCUUAUCUAUUGAAUCUCUUGAUGUGGAGUCUUUUCCUGACAAUGUUUUGCUGCCACCUUCUCUUACCUCUUUAAGAAUCAUUCAUUGCCAAAAUCUCAAAAAGCUAGACUACAAGCUUCUCUAUCACCUCUCCUCUCUCGAACUUGGUGAUUGUCCUAACCUCCAAUGCUUACCUGAGGAGGGUUUGCCCAAAUCCAUCUCUUAUCUUGACAUUUGGCGCUGUCCAUUGCUCGAGCAGCGUUGUCAGAAGCCAGAAGGCAAAGAUUGGAUAAAGAUUGCUCACAUUGAAAAUCUAAGUGUUGGGUAAUAAGAUGGAAAAAAAAGUUCAAAAUUAGAUGUUCAUCUGCUAACAGCUUCCUCUCACACCUAAUUGCAUGGCUUCGACAAACUCUUUCUUGUUUUUAGUUGUUUUUUCUAUUAAAGUGGAAUCAGAUCUCUUAUUUUG